This is a messenger RNA of Glossina fuscipes, 2894 nucleotides long. RefSeq names its product protein hedgehog (gene hh). Gene Ontology annotation, biological process: smoothened signaling pathway; intein-mediated protein splicing; regulation of gene expression. The record is from RefSeq and is a predicted model, not a curated record. Gene Ontology annotation, molecular function: calcium ion binding; patched binding. NCBI's taxonomy places the organism in Eukaryota, Metazoa, Arthropoda, Insecta, Diptera, Glossinidae. The transcript has 3 exons. Bases 44 to 1468 code for a protein of 474 amino acids.
AAAUUAAAAAAUAAAUAAAGUUAAAAAAAUAAAAACAAUUAAAAUGAAACAAAAUCAACGAGUGCCUUGUCUCAAUAUUGAAAUUGCGGAACAUUUUUGUUCUGAUUGCGAUAUUCGUUCAAAUGUUAACAGCGAAAUACGCGAUACGUAUGCGCGAUCAAAUUUUUACUAUUUGUCAAUAUUAUGUUGUUUGAAAAGAAAAACCAUUUCAUCUUAUCUGCGUUACUCAUUUCACAUAUUAUUAAUAAUUUGUUUAAUCACAUCAGCUUUCGGGUGUGGUCCUGGUAGAAGUUUCGGUUUUAGCCAUCGCAGAAAUCUUAAUUAUCGCCCCAAGCCGUUAGUACAAAAAGAACAUGUUCCGAACAUACCUGAACAGACAUUGGGCGCAUCGGGAGUAAGUGAAGGCGCUAUAAAGCGAGAUUCGCCAAAUUUUAAAAAAUUAAUUUGGGUUGAAAGUGAUUAUAUAGUAUUUAAGGAUGAAGAAGGCACUGGAGCUGAUCGUUUUAUGUCCAGACGAUGCAAAGAUAAAUUGGAUAUAUUAGCCAUAUCGGUUAUAAAUCAAUGGCCAACGACUCGUUUAAGAGUAAUUGAAAGCUGGGAUGAAGAUGGCGAAUACUUGCACGGUAAAAACUCUUUACACUAUGAGGGACGAGCUGUAGAUAUAACGACAGAUGAUCGUGAUACUAGCAAAUAUGGUAUGUUGGCACGUUUAGCUGUAGAGGCCGGCUUCGAUUGGGUCUAUUAUGAAAAUCGUGAUUAUAUACACUGCUCUGUCAAAUCAGAUUCGUUUCAUACGCCUCACGAUAGUGGCUGCUUUACGAAAGAUAGCAUCGUUUUGACCUCAAAUGGCAGUACAAAGGCUAUGAGUGAUUUAAUAAUUGGCGAUCGGGUGCUUAGCGUAAAUGAUCAUGGUGAACCGAUAUUUAGUGAAAUAAUACUUUUUAUGGAUCGUAAUUUAGAGCAAACCGAACAAUUUAUUCAGCUAACUACUGAAAAGGGUGCUGUGCUUACGGUGACGCCAGCUCAUUUGGUAAUGAUUUGGAAUCCGGAGAAAAUGCUUGCAAGCUAUGUAUUCGCUGACCAAAUAACGAGAAAGGAUCAAGUAUUUGUACAUGAUUUUACCAAAGCUUUAAGACCGGAACGUGUUAUCAAACUUGAAACAGUGACGAGAAAAGGCGUCGUUGCUCCUCUAACCAGAGCGGGAACUAUUGUUGUUAAUUCGGUAGCAGCUUCCUGUUACGCUAUUGUAAAUAGUCAAAAAUUGGCUCAUUGGAGCCUGGCGCCUAUGCGCUUAUGGUCUAGUAUUUUAUCUUACAUGCAUCCAAGCAAUCAGUCAAAAGAGACCGUGAAAGAGGAGAAAAGAAAAAAACGCCUCGCUGUAGAAGAAUAUCAAAGCGGUGUUCAUUGGUAUGCCAAAGCUUUAUACACAAUAAAAGAUUACGUAUUACCCAUAACGUGGCGUCAUUAGCUCUCCUUCGAUGUUGUCGUGUAUAGGGGCACAAUAGAUUUGUCUUUCAUCAUUUGCUUACACGUUUUGGAUUUCCUCAAUAGAGUUCCUGUUAACAACAUGAAUCUAAGUAUAGACAUUCAUUUCGCAGCGCUUAUAUCGAAUUUUUCUCCAAUCAAGUUAAUUGAGAAUCGAUUCCAUCUGACAUAUAUAUAUGUAAAAAUUACCCAACAAAAAAAGACUUUUUCCCUGAUUGUAUUGUAAAUAGAAAGGGAAAGUGAAGAACAAUUUCGUAAGGCUCUCUUAGAAUUCAUCUUUCGGUUAAUGAGGAGGAUUUCCUUAAAAAUUUCCUAAAGUUUCGAAAGAGUUUUUCUUAACGGGCUUUUGGGAAAAUGACCCCUAAGACUUGACUACCUUUUGCUAAGACUUUUUACUAGCUCUGUAUAUUUAUUUAUUAUUUAGAAAAUUCUUUUAGAUAAAUACUUAAGAGAGUAAGCAGAGAAAUCGGUUUAUUUUGCAACAUCUUAAGAAACAUGCACACCUACCUUUUUUGGUUUUUUUUUUUUUUUUUGCUAGACAUAUAUGUAUAAAUUAAUUAUAGGAGGGCUAUAAGGACGGAAAACGUUCCUCGCUUCUCGUAUAACACGCUCGAUAUACUCGAUUUGACAAUCAUUAAUCAUAAAAAGUAGCAAUUGAAAUGAAUUAAUAUAAUUCCCACUUGGGCUGUUAAAAAGUUUAUGUCUGGCCACCAUAUCGUUAUAAGUGGCUUACGGCAGCUUACCUCUUAAGUAAACGUACUUGUGUGCGAAACGUUUGCUUAACUUAUCGCAUUGCGUUUAUUGCUUAAGCUCUUGAAAUGCCUACAAGACUUGUCACUCUGCCUGCUCGAUUAUUGAUAAAUGAACUUUUCGGAUCGAAUUAACGAGAAAAUAAUUCUUUUGAAAUAAAUGCGUAUUCUUUUGGGGCGUUGGGGGAGGAGGUGCGGCAAGUUUUGGAGACCCUUUAGUUCAACCAAAUAUAUUUGUUGAUUGUCAAGCGCUUUAGAGUUACUUGAUCAAGACCAGCAUUUCUACCAGAGAUAUGGAAGGAUGUACGUAAGUAUGUUGUUAAAAACAAUAAAAUGAAAUUUCAGUUUUUCGCCUUUGUGCAGUAAUUAGUUUGUUGUAAGCAUCUUUUUGGUCGUUCACUUUCGCACUUAGUCUAAGGACCAAAGUCAAGAAUAUAUUAUGUACUCAAUUUCUUUCCUAACGUUAGAAGACCGACGACAUGCGGACAUGUUUGAAUUGCUUUUAAACUUUCCGCCAAUUGAAAACACGCACAAUUACUACAGAUAGAAUAACGAAACUAGCUCCAGAUUGCGGCGAUAGAGUGCUUGAAAAAAAUAGUGCAAUAUUUAUGAAAAUUACUUUAAAAAAAAAAUUUUUUUGUUUAAUAUGAAUAAUAAAAA